Messenger RNA from Emericellopsis atlantica, 1710 nucleotides. RefSeq lists its product as uncharacterized. NCBI's taxonomy places the organism in Eukaryota, Fungi, Ascomycota, Sordariomycetes, Hypocreales, Bionectriaceae. Bases 412 to 1494 code for a protein of 360 amino acids. The record is from RefSeq and is a predicted model, not a curated record. The transcript has 2 exons.
GAUUCCCACCUUCGCGCAGGCGCAUUUCCACAGCACUAAACCAUAGGGGCUAGAUUUUGCUCACAAUCGCUGCAUAAACUGGCACGUGAUGAUAUCACGUUAAUUCAGUCCUUGGUUUCCGUACAAGUAGAAUUCCAGUCAAACAAAAAAAUUGCAAUUGGUCUCGACAUCUCGGGCUCAUAAGCUAAAAGCUGAUUCACAGUUCACCGCGUAGGUAGAGUGCGUUCGAAUGGCUGCACAAGUCGGCCAGUAGCACCGUAAGUAGCCAGUGAUGUCAGUGCACAACAUCAAGUGCAUCCCCCGAAUCCGUAGCCCGAUACCUCCAACGCGUACAGCGACAAGCUCGCCUGAGAGAGCUACGCAUCGCUGUUCCAACCCAAAUGGACCAUCCUCGGUCUUCAGGCCUCGACGAUGGCUGAUGAGAUUCUGCUCGAGAAGAUCCACGAUCUCAGCGACCUCGAACUCGCCGCCCUGCUCAGUCUCGUGGCUCGCGAGCACUGCCUGAUCAGCACACCGUCCGAUGCCCUCGAUGACUUGCUCGAAGAAUUGCAGCUUGUCGCCAGUCGAACCUUUGGCCUCAGCUGCGCGGUGAUCAAUUGCGACUCGACGACAACCUUGGAUACGUUCGCCGCGUCUCUUCUUGUGAAGAGUCAGCAGACACCAACUGGCCCUGUGUACGCGAACACCAACGCGCACCUAGCAGCAAGUGCACCGCGCCAGAGACCAACAUCUAGCGACCAGGAUUCACUACACAUUGGGAAUGUCAUCCUCGCGCGCAACCUCCACUUGGCACCGCAUGCGGUACAAAUACAGGCUUUGGAGCUCCUGAGGACCAGGCGGAUCUUCACGCACACGGCAGUGCACGCAGCACCGAAACAGUUCCUUUUUCUCCCCGUGUUGGGAGCAGAAAGCGGCGGCGCAGCAAGGGUCACGAAGCACUUGAACGAUUACAUGUUUAUUGGACACUGGCAUGAUCCAGAAGACGGCUAUGUCAAUCUCGAAGAUGGCGACGACAAUGUCAACGUCGAAACAGCGUCGACAGACAGUGUGGUCAAAGUGAGAGUGACGCACCAGGAUCAAAAAGAUUAUCCUUUCCCGGAAGCACUUGUGUCUGAAGCAGACAUUGCCAGACUAUCCACUCUAAGCCGACGAGUCGACGUCGAUAUCAAUGUCACCCGAUACCGGAUGAACAUCAUCUCCUUCCUGCGGAUGCAUCGCGCCGUGGCUGAUGGGAUCAGCCCCAGUGCUACCAAGCAUCUGGAGCUGUUGUGCCGAUGCCUUGCGCCAUUGCACAAAGUCGCCUUCGUCACGCCGGCGCUCGUGGGUCUGGCCGCACGUAAAGUAUACAUACAUCGCAUUCGCAUUGCCAAGCCUGAGAAUGAGCGAAGCAUGCAAUGGGGCAGCAAGCUGGGCGCCGUGGAGGCUAUAUUGGAUGGGGUAGGGCCUGAAGAGCUCAUUGAAGAUGUUUUGACAAUGGUGACGGCGCCAUUGUGAAUGCCCCGUCGUUUAUUACUAUAUAUAAUUCGUCGUCAUGCCCGCAAAACUAUACUCCGGUGCCUUGCGUUGUAUGUGGAACAACGUCGACAAUGUACCAAAUCAAUAGCAAUUUUCAUAAGUCCCGUCAUGAAACUAGGUCACUCAUUGGACCUUCUUCAACUUGCACUCCCAGCCAGAGUUGCUCUCGAGGAGCGGAAGACUACAGUGGUUAGC